Molecule: messenger RNA, 387 nt
Organism: Darwinula stevensoni
Lineage: Eukaryota; Metazoa; Arthropoda; Ostracoda; Podocopida; Darwinulidae
Source: the annotation of a GenBank genome assembly
AUGAUACGUAUUCCCAUCACUCUUCAAAAGGAGAAAGGAAUUGAUCAUGAGGGUCAUGACAUCAUGAAGUGUGGAUUUAAGAUUGGAGGAGGAAUUGAUCAAGAUUUUCGAAGAAGCCCUCAAGGAUAUACUGAUAAUGGAAUAUAUGUAACAGAGGUACAUGAGGGAAGUCCAGCAUCAAAAGCAGGUCUCCAGAUACACGACAAGAUUCUCCAGAUGGUCCUUAGGGUAGGGAUAAUCUUCCCUGUUGCUAUCACAGAUUCUCUUUCUGCCAACAUGAUCCUUGUCUUCACCACAUCCAAAGGGGUCGUCACUGCAGCUGCUAUUCCUCCUGCAUCAGAGUGCAUAGGAGCAGAACCCAGGGCAGCCGGUCCGAUGCCUCCGUAG